Aegilops tauschii subsp. strangulata is the source of this 420-nucleotide messenger RNA. Lineage: Eukaryota; Viridiplantae; Streptophyta; Magnoliopsida; Poales; Poaceae. The record is from RefSeq and is a predicted model, not a curated record.
AUGGGUGGCGGUGGCCUUGGCGCCAUGGGUGGCGGUGGCCUUGGCGCCAUGGGAGGCAUGGGUGGCUUCGGAGCUACCGUGGGCGGCUUAGGUGCCAUGGGUGGCUUUGGAGAUAUCAUGGAGACCAUGGGAGGCAUGGGUGGUUUUGGAGCACCCCUCGGCGCCAUGGCCGCCAUGGGAGGCAUGAGUUUUGCUUCUCUCAUGGGAGGCAUGGGUGCACCUCCGGCCGCCAUGGGCGGAAUGUCUUCCGGUGUGCCUCACACACCUUCCCAUGAAAAUGCCGUUGAAGAUCUUGCCAACACCGUCCGAGCUUCACGUGAUGCGGUGCGCGACAAUGAUGAGGAGGAGGAGGAAGAAUCAUCUUCAGAGGAGGAAGAAUCGUCUUCGGAAGAUGAGCACGAAGACGACGACGAGGCUUGA